AUUCUUAGACGUAUUUCCGGCCUGGAAAGCCACUGACUAGCCCAUCUCCACGAACUGUAGUAUAAAGUAGACGAGAGUAAUCAGUUGUAAAUUUCUUGAGUUCGAAAUAUACACUCAAUCAGCCGCUAUGAUUUCGUUCAAAGAGACAGUAUUACAUAUUUUAGUGGCAUGUGUGCUUUUCUCGCUGUUUCUCGGCUCUGUGCUGCCGACAAAAGCUGCCCAGACUGGUGGAACGUGCGUUCGCUACAAUGGGAGAGUCAAAGUGUACUGCAGUCUCUGUGCUUUCGACCAGACAGGAAAUACCAUCGAGGGUGUGCUCCCAUUACACCAUGCUAGGUGCAAAAACUGGCUCUCUAAAAACCAAAAGUGCAAGGAUCCUUAUGCUAACAUACCUCCUGUUCCGCCAACAAAUGUUAACCAAACGAGUNUCAAGAAACGAAAUGUUGCCAUGCCGCUCUAG
Messenger RNA from Acanthaster planci (crown-of-thorns starfish), 460 nucleotides. RefSeq lists its product as uncharacterized. The record is from RefSeq and is a predicted model, not a curated record. Lineage: Eukaryota; Metazoa; Echinodermata; Asteroidea; Valvatida; Acanthasteridae.